AUGGCAUAUAGCGAGUCGGGUAAUGCGACUCGAGAGCAUUCUCUCGCGCUUCCCGAGGACGACACCGAUGCCGUCGAGAGCGAGUAUUCCUACAAGCAGACACGACGAACCACCAAUGUUUACGAUGCCGUUGCUGGUGAGAAUUCGGGCCGAGUCAAUCGAAAGGGCCACCACCCCGACGAAGCUUUUGCGUCUCGAUAUCGCGACACCGCGUCGUCAGGAGCUCGAUCGCUCCGACCGGAGGAAGUUUUAUUUCGCACACAUAACAACCCGAUCGACUUUGACGAGGCGGAAUACUUUGCUCAUGAAAGACUACCGUCUCAACGCGCUCUGCCGAGGUCUGACGUUCUCGAAGCUCUUCACGCUUACGCGGCCGACUUUUACGAAUUCGCGACAGACGACCACGGACUCCACGAUCACCACAGUAUGGACGAGACAGCCUUGAUCGCGUUGGGCAUACUCGUGGAGGAGAUGGCGAAAGAGGCUCUAGGAGAGACGGGCGAUCUCGUUCUCGUGGAGGGCGAAGAGUUGAUCGACGAUCUUCAUGGUAUGGCUACACAGCGCGACGCCGCGCCUGCACCGCGAUCACGAGAUUCGAGUCAGCGAAGGAAAAGAUCACUCAAUAGCGCCGUGGAUGUGGACCAGGUGCAGGAGAAGCCCAAGGAUACUGGGCGCAAGAAGAAACGGCGUAAGAUCAGAAGCAAGUCUACGAAUGCGGAUGCAGACACUGAGCUCGAUGAACGGUGA
This is a messenger RNA of Penicillium diatomitis, 747 nucleotides long. RefSeq lists its product as uncharacterized. Gene Ontology annotation, cellular component: RNA polymerase I upstream activating factor complex. The transcript has 2 exons. Gene Ontology annotation, molecular function: RNA polymerase I cis-regulatory region sequence-specific DNA binding. Lineage: Eukaryota; Fungi; Ascomycota; Eurotiomycetes; Eurotiales; Aspergillaceae. The record is from RefSeq and is a predicted model, not a curated record. The coding region runs from base 1 to 747 and encodes 248 amino acids. Gene Ontology annotation, biological process: nucleolar large rRNA transcription by RNA polymerase I.